CGGGGCUUUUUUCUGAGACCCAAGCGGUGGGAGGCAUGCAACUAACCAGAUGUAACUGCACUCGAGUACAAAGUGUAGUAGUAGUAUUUUUGGUGACCUGUGGCGUUUUCACGGAACGAACUAAAGACGUCUGGUGCCUCGACUUCCUGCCAAACCAGACGCAGCUGGAGGAAGGAGAGCGGAAGUGGAUAGGAAACUAUCCAGAGCUCCAGCGACAUUCUAGGAAAGAAAGUUGGAAUUAAUGAAAGCAGCAUGGAGCGCCUGGCACAUCCCCCUGCAGAUCUGUAGCUACUCUGUUCCAAAUCACUUCUCUGCGUUUCACUCACUGCACUUCACCUAGUCCACAAAACAAACCACAAACAGACGUGGGGAAAAGGCAGCUGGAUUAUUCCUCCGAUCUGAUCCCGACCUGUUGCUAGGUUGCUGUUGCGCCUUUUCUGCUUGGGUUCAAGUUGAAACAUGAGUUGGUCGAUGAAGGAGAAAGCUCACCGCCUGGAAAGCCGGACAAGCUCUGCUGCUGUGUACACAAUCGGCACGCUUCUUUGGCAAGCACUUUUUGUACACUCUGCAUCCUUCCAUUUCACGAAGGAGCCCAAAUCCCAGGAUGCAUUGCAUGGACGCAGUGCAAUGUUGCGGUGCGAGGUGAACGAUCCUGGCGGCAUCACCUACAGCUGGCUUCACAAUGGCCAGCCUGUCUCUGACUCAGAGCGCCGCUUUCAGGAAGGAGGCAACCUGAAGUUCACUGCCAUCGACCGAACCCUGGACUCCGGCAACUUCCAGUGCGUGGCUACCAAAAACACUACAGAAGAAGAGGAGCGCACAAGCGAAGCCAAUUUCAACAUUAAAUGGUUGGAAAGUGGUGAAGUGACACUUCAGAGUCCAGCCUCGGAGGCAGAGAUCGAGAGCUCCUCGUCUGUCAUGUUACGCUGUAACAUCGACGGACACCCACGGCCGAUAAAUCGCUGGUACAGAGACGGAGUGCUUUUACCAGAGAAGAUCCACAAGAUCAACAAUAAAGAACGAACGCUGACACUCCCCAGUGCCAGUCCUGAUGAUAACGGCGUCUACUACUGCUGCGCCAAAAACGCUGCUGGCCAAGUGUGCAGCAGCACCAACUUCACCCUUAACAUCAUAGACAAGAGUUACCCCCAACCAGUGGUGAAGCCCCAGGAUCUGGUAGUGCUGAGAAAUGAGGAGGCGCAUUUUCACUGCCAGUUCACGGCUGAGCCGCAGCCCACUGUAGAGUGGUUCCACGAAAAUGAGCUGAUUGCCAACAAGAGUCGUAUGUUCCUGCUCAACAACGGCUCGCUCUUCAUCAACCAGGUGAAGCAGCGCAACACCGGCCGCUACAGGUGUGUGGCUCAUGGCCUCCGCGGCCUGUCUGUCUCACUGGAGGCCUUUCUGAGAAUAGCAGAUAUCGACGACAUGCCGGUUCGACAGUCUCGUGUCUUCACGGCCAACUCUCUGGAGCGGGUCUCCUGCCGUCCUCCUCGUGGACAUCCCGAGCCCGAGGUGUGGUGGGAGCGGGCGGGUCAGCAUGUGCCUAUUGAGGGGCGCGUGUUCCAGGAUGGUCUGGAUCUGGUUUUCAGCCCGACGCGUGCAGAGGACUCUGGCAUCUAUACCUGUUUCGCCCAGAACAAAGCUGGACAGAAGAAACAGGAACUCACCGUCACUGUGGCAACUCCACCUGAAUGGGUGCAGAAGCCAGAUGCAGAGAGCCAGCUGGAAGAGGGGCAUGCUGGAUAUAUACACUGUUACACCCGUGCCACACCUGACCCUGAGGUCACGUGGUAUCGGAACAUGCAGCCAAUCAGUGCCGAGGAUACACGUUUUAAGCAAUUUCCCAAUGGAACCUUGCGUAUCAACAGUGUGGAAGUGUAUGAUGGCCAUGUGUACAACUGCGAGAGUAAAAACAAAGCAGGGAAACUAAACUCCUAUGCCAAAGUCACUGUAUUGGAGCGGCUAAAGUUCACCCCGACCCCACGGUCCUUACAGUGCCAGGAGCUGGAUAAGGAGGGCAGUCUGCAGUGUUCUGCCAAGGGCCGUUUGCCUCCCACCAUCCGCUGGAAGAAAGCUGACGGCAGUGAGGUCCCAGCUUGGGUGGAACAGAACGGAGGCACUCUGCAUUUUUCCAAAGUGACUCGGGCAGAUGCAGGGAACUACAGCUGUGUGGCUUCCAACAGCCUGCAAGGAGAGAUCCGUGCUGUGGUCCAGCUCACUGUCGCAGUGUAUGUGGCAUUCAAGUUGAAGCCAGAGAACACUACAGUGUAUCAGGGUCACAUUGCCGUGCUGCACUGCCAAGCCACAGGAGACCCUUCACCCAUCAUCCAGUGGAAAAAGAAAGACAAAUUCCUCGACUCCAACAAGAGCAGGUUCCAAACAAUGCCCAAUGGCUCUCUAGUUAUUCAUGACGUCAGCACAGAGGACACGGGUAGCUACACCUGCAUUGCUGGGAAUAGCUGUAACAUCGCACACACGUCCGCAGAGCUCUACGUCGUGGAGAAGCCAGUGCAGCACACGCUGGCAGACGAUGAAAAGGCUCCCUACAAGAUGAUCCAGACCAUUGGGCUGUCGGUGGGCGCAGCUGUUGCUUACAUCAUCGUUGUGCUCGGCCUCAUGUUCUACUGCAAGCAAAGACGCAAAGCCAAGAGACUGCAGAAGAGCCAGGACAAAGAGGAGCCUGAGAUGGAGUGUCUAAAUGGGGGCACCGUGCAGCAGAACGGCCAAACCACAGCUGAGAUUCAGGAGGAUAUGCCGCUGAACACCAUAUCUUCUACUGGGAACAACAAGCGCCACAGCACUCAUGACAAGCCGCAGUUCCCCCGUUCCAGCCUGCAGGCUAUCACAACUCUGGGUAAAGGAGAGUUUGGCGAGGUGCUCUUGGCCAAGGUGAAUACUGGUGCGGAUGAGGAAGAAACUGCGGUUCUGGUGAAGAGUCUGCAGGCCAGAGAUGAGCAGGUGCAAUCAGAUUUUCGACGGGAAUGCGAGAUGUUCGCUAAACUCGGCCAUCCCAACAUCACACGUCUGCUGGGCAUGUGCCGUGAAGCAGAGCCAUUCUACAUGAUCCUGGAGUACGCUGAUAUGGGUGACCUGAAACAAUACCUAAAAAUCUCCAAAAGUAAAGAUGAGAAAGUGAAAGUGCACCCACUGAGCACCAAGCAGAAGGUGUCGGUGUGUCUGCAGGUUGCUCGGGGGAUGGAGCACCUCUCCAAUCAGCGCUUUGUCCACAGGGACCUGGCUGCACGCAACUGCCUCAUUAGUGCCAAGAGGCAGGUCAAAGUGUCUGCGCUGGGCCUCAGCAAAGACGUCUACAACAGUGAGUAUUACCAUUACCGUCAAGCCUGGAUCCCCCUGCGCUGGCUUCCAUCAGAGGCUGUGUUUGAGGACGAUUUCUCCACUAAGACGGAUGUUUGGUCUUUUGGUGUGCUCAUGUGGGAGGUUUUCAGCUUCGGAGAGCUGCCCUAUGUUGACCUUGCUGAUGACAAGGUCCUGGAAGGUCUUCAGGAAGGAAAGCUGAAGCUGUCUUCUCCACACGGCUGUCCGUCUCGCAUCUACAAGCUGAUGCUACGCUGCUGGGCCUCCAGUCCCAAAGACAGAGUGUCCUUCAGCGACGUUGUCACGGCCCUCAGUGAUCUUCCCUCCGAGAGCAAAGUGUGAGCCAGGGUUCGGCUGCUGGGAUUAUCUGAUUCGUAGUCUUUAGCUGUUAAGAAGCUUCAGUCUUUUCCUUCUCAAAGGAUCAACAGUCUGCUUCUGAAUUAAGGCUGGAUCUUGUGUGUUUUUUGAGUCUCUUUUCUACCUGUUGUUACAGACCAUGUGUGGGGAUGUGAGGAAGUUACUUUAUAUGCUGGAACGAACAAAGUGUAAAAAUAAGAAUGCAUGUUCUGAGCUACAUUAGUGGAAAUAACUAUCAUUUCACCUCUGCUCGUCGAGCAGGAAGAGAACCUGUACACUCACACCAAGUGCAUUUGUUAUAUAGACUGUUAAAACCAUGCACUGAUCAGUUUUACAUUUUUUUUGUAUUAUAGAAGGAUUGUUCCAGGAACCUUGUAAUUUAUUUUAAAGGUCCUGUUUUUUUAAUGUUUGUACUGUACAGAAAGGUACUGUUUAUAUUCAUUGUUAUUUGUUAGUUGUUGUUUUUUUUUUUUUAUCCAGAGGAAAACUGGGUUUAAAAAGUGUUGAAAGGUUAUAUACAUGACUAGAGGUCAAUAUGUGAUAAAAUUUCAGCUCAAGUGCCUGUAAGAUGAAGGAUAGCUUUAGUACACACUGAGUGCUCUAUCUUUUAUGGUUUAUUUGAUGUUUUUAUACAUUAGUUAUGUUUUCAAGUUACUGUUACAGAUAUACAUUUGUUGGUUUUGAUAAAACAAAUAUGCAAAUAUGCGAGCCACAGAAUCUAGCAUAUAAUGUGCUAAUAUAAUAAAGGUUCAGCUUUCACAAAGUUGCCAGUUCUCUCUUCACUUAAAAAAAAAAAAAAAAAAAAAAAAAAGUUUUAUCCCUGUAUCUACAGCAAAAACACCUCUGUUCUUAAACAGUAUCUAUGUAUGCAUUUAUGCCUCACCAAUACUUGAUAAGAUGAAAAAGCCAUUACUAUGCCAUGGUCACCAAGGCAACAGGUCACACCCCUUCGCAACAAUAGCAUUGAGAAAACCCUGAAUUUACAUGGAUACAUACAUAGGCACAGAAUAUACACAAUAUAAACCGAAUAUGUUGUGAUUUCAGACGUAAACGUAGUGUUACUUUU
Molecule: messenger RNA, 4738 nt
Organism: Ictalurus punctatus (channel catfish)
Lineage: Eukaryota; Metazoa; Chordata; Actinopteri; Siluriformes; Ictaluridae
Gene: ptk7a
Product: protein tyrosine kinase 7a
Exons: 20
Coding region: 460-3657 (1065 amino acids)
Biological process (GO): homophilic cell-cell adhesion; synapse organization; protein phosphorylation
Cellular component (GO): plasma membrane; axon; neuronal cell body
Molecular function (GO): protein tyrosine kinase activity; axon guidance receptor activity; ATP binding
Source: RefSeq, a predicted model, not a curated record